GUCUGGUCACACUCGUGAAAAUGAUUUCUGCACGUUUAUUUACUACCUGUCGUUUAUUUUCAACAAAUUUUCCAAAAAAUGCUGUAAAUAAGAACGCUGUGGGUGGAAAGACCCUUGUUGACAGUGUGGCAGUGACCAGAAAUGGAAAAACAAUUGUUGCCUGGCAUCCAGACACUCCGUUCCCCUACGAACAUACAAAACCGCUGCCAUCGAUUGUCGAGAACCAAACAUCCGAAGUUAUUAAGGAGUCUGCGAUGCAAACGGCUAUGAGUGCAUUUAAAAACAAACUUCCAGAGGUGGCGCGUCAGGAGCUAAUGAGGUUGACACAUACUACAAAGCACCGUUGGUUCCCUCGGGCACGUGACAAGAAGGCCAAAAAGACGCCCAUGGACCGGCCUUACUUAUAAAUACAAGAUUACAUAAGUGCACUUUAUAGGCAAUAAAAUUAUGUUUAUAAAU
This is a messenger RNA of Drosophila montana, 459 nucleotides long. It is a transcript of the gene mRpL42, whose product is annotated as mitochondrial ribosomal protein L42. Lineage: Eukaryota; Metazoa; Arthropoda; Insecta; Diptera; Drosophilidae. The record is from RefSeq and is a predicted model, not a curated record. Gene Ontology annotation, cellular component: mitochondrial large ribosomal subunit. The coding region runs from base 21 to 407 and encodes 128 amino acids. The transcript has a single exon.